This is a messenger RNA of Chara braunii, 2137 nucleotides long. NCBI's taxonomy places the organism in Eukaryota, Viridiplantae, Streptophyta, Charophyceae, Charales, Characeae. The record is from the annotation of a GenBank genome assembly.
CCGAGAUCGUUCCUGUUCUCCUUCGUUGGUCCCACCCGGCAUCGAGAGGGAGCGUGGGGCUUUGGGAGGGGGGGGGGGGGGUUGAUAACACCUGGCCCUUAGUUUUGUUUGGGGGGGCCCGGCAAUGAGAGGGGGGGGGGGGCUUUGGGGGGGGGGGGGGUGAUAACAUCUUGCCACGUACUUUGUUUUGGGCAAGAUGGCGUUUCAAUCAGCGAGGAACAGAGAAGGUUCAUGAGAUGGCGGAGUUUAACUAACCGCGGUCCCCACAGAGCAGUUGUGUCUGACAUCAUCUGUCUCUCUUAUCACCUGCACGUGUUGUCAGAUGUAGCGGGGAAGGGGUUCUGCAGCGCAUCCGGGUCUUUGUUGUGCUGCUGCUGGUGCUCUAUCCUCGUGAUCAGAGCAAGACAAAGGGCUCUAAGGUGGCGCAUCGAAGGAGGUCAAGCGGCUUGCCUGCUGACAUGGCAUUCUGCUUGUCGGGACCCGGAUCGGAUGUCGGGAUGGGAGCCGGCAGACCCCUAGGGGCUCAGGCAGGGCAAGAGUCGGUUCCCGGUAGCAUUCCCGGAGUCAAGCGGGUUGCCUCCGCGCAAAGAUUGGAAGUCGGGGUUGGGAACGGCGGGUCGGCCGCUUUUUCUUCUCGCGGUGCGUUUAUUUUGCUCGAAGGUCUGGACAGGAGCGGGAAGACGUCGCAAUGUGAGCGAUUGCUGGCAUUCCUCACAGACCGCCAGAUCCCGGCCGAGAUAUGGCGGUAUCCCGACCGUCGGACGACCGUGGGCAAGAUGAUCUCAUCCUAUCUGAGCAAGAAGAGCGAGCUCGAUGAUGCGACGAUACACUUACUGUUUGCUGCCAAUCGGUGGGAGAAGAGAGAGGAGAUGGAGGCGAGAUUGCGGAGCGGCUGCACAUUGAUCGUCGACAGGUAUUCGUUCUCGGGGAUAGCCUUUUCUGCGGCCAAGGGUCUGGAUCUGGACUGGUGCAAGGCGCCGGAGGUGGGACUAAUUGCCCCCGACGCAAUCUUCUAUCUGCAGAUUCCGCCAGAGAUAGCGGCAGGAAGAGGGCAGUACGGAGAAGAGAGGUAUGAGAGGUUGUCUUUCCAGAAGCUCGUGGCCAAGCAGUUUGAAAACCUGAUGAAUGAUGAUGGCAGGUGGCAUGUCAUCGAUGCGCAGAAGGGGAUUGACGAGAUUCAGAGACAUAUCCAGGAACUUUCCUUGCCGGUCAUUGAGAGAUGUCAUCAAGGAGCCCCUCUCCUGGAUAUGCGGUAAACAGACUACCGGUAGGCCAAUCGCCAUCCAUGGCCGUCACGAAGUGCCAGGUUGAUCCCACCGUCCCACCGCUCAGUACGAGAUUAGUCACGCUGUGCAGUGCUAAGUACCAGGUUGGUCCCACGUCUCCCUCACCAAGUUUGUUCCACGGCCUGCCGCUGUGGGCCUGUGUCUGCAACGCUUCCUGCCUGGCGAUGACAAGGAUAUUCGUCCGGUCGCGUCGAGGUGCCCAAGCCCCCCCAAGUCCCAGGCCUCAAGCUGCGUCUAGCCUCAAGCCGCCCGGAGCCCUGGGCAUCAGUACCAUCAUGGUGCCACCUAGCUGUGGGGCCAAGGACCCACUGGCAGUCCCAGUGUGCAGCCAAGGGGGACCAACUGGUAAUUCCAGGGAUUUGGUGUCAAGGAGGGACCGGUAGUCCCAGGGAUCUGAUGGCCAAGGACCUCUACCUGGAGUCCCAGGGAUCUUUUUCCAAGGACCUACCGGCAGUCCCAAGGGCCUGGUUCGGCCCCUAGGUCCUAGGCCCGGACCUAGCGUAAUGGAAUUGGUGGUUCCACAGGGACCUGAUGGUGCGGACCGAGUCCCAAGGCCCUGGUGCGCAGGGCCUGGUCACACUGCCCCUGCUGGGAUCCUCUAGUUUAAGUUAUGGACAUUCAUUUUCUGUUCAGUAAUGUCCGGAGGUGGGGGUUAGACUGGGGGGCACAGUACUUGUUUGCGUCAAUGUUAUAGGCACGGACAGGAAGGUUACGUGUUGAGACGGCUUCGAUCCUUCCUGGGGAAUCUGCCCUUGCUCGGUAUAACAGACGAUAGCGUUAUGCUUACUUGCAAUACUACCAAGUCCGAUGGGAGGCUGGGAAAAGAAGCAGAACAAACUUCUCACUUCCUG